AUGGCGCAGCGGGCGAUGUUGGCCGCCAUCGUUGGCGUGCUGGUUCUCUGCGUAUACCUUGUGCAGGCGGAGAUCUUCUUCCACGAGGAGUUCAACACCAUAGAUGGGUGGGUGCGGUCGGAGCACGUGAGCGACUACGGCGACGUCGGGCUCUCGGUGGGUGAGAUUCACGUGGAUGCGGAGAGGGAGCAGGGCUUGAAGCUCAUGGAGGACGGCAAGUUCUACGCGGUCUCGAAGAAGCUGCCGAAAGCAGUUUCCAACGACGGCAAGCCGUUGGUUGUCUCCUUCUCCGUGAAGAGCGAGCAGAGGCUUACGUGCGGCGGCACCUACCUCAAGUUCUUCUCCGAUCUGAACCAGAAGGACUUACACGGCGAUUCUGCGUACUGGCUGAUGUUCGGCCCCGACACCUGUGGCUCCAACAACCGUCUGCAGUUCAUCUUGAACUACAACGGCACAAACCACCUGUGGAAGAGACUGUGGAGGCCGAAGAACGACAAGGCCACUCACGUCUACACGGUUGAGAUCGCGCCAAACAACACGUACCAGUUGUACGUCGACGGCGUGCACAUCCAGGAAGGGUCGUUGGCGGAGGAGUGGGACAUGCUGCCGCCAAAGACCAUCCCUGACCCGAAGGAUGAGAAGCCGGCGGACUGGGUGGAUGACAUGAUGAUGGACGAUCCGUCUGACACGAAGCCGGAGGACUGGGACAACGAGCCGGCCAUCAUCACCGACCCCGAGGCUGUGAAGCCGGCGGAUUGGGACGAUGAGGAGGACGGCGUGUGGGAGGCCCCGAAGAUUCCGAACCCGAACUACCGCGGUGCGUGGAAGCCGCGCCGAAUCAAUAACCCCAACUACAAGGGCAAGUGGGUGGCGAAGCAGAUCCCGAACCCGGUUUACCAGGAGGAUCCGAACCUGUACAAGGCGCCGGCGCCGCUACAGUACGUCGGUAUCGAUGUCUGGCAGGUGGAGGGCGGCAGCAUCUUCGAUAACAUAAUCAUUGGUGACAGCCUUGAGGAGGUGCUGGAGGUGGUGAAGAGCACGUACGGCGCCAUGGCAGAGAAGGAGAGAGAUCUCAUCCAGGCGGAGGAGGCGAAGAAGGCAGCGGAGGCGGCAGACGAGAAGCCGAAUGUGGACGAGCACGCUGACCACACGCCAGACGAAGGCGACAGCAAGGAUGAUGAGGACCUGUAA
Leishmania mexicana MHOM/GT/2001/U1103 is the source of this 1191-nucleotide messenger RNA. Its product is annotated as putative calreticulin. Lineage: Eukaryota; Euglenozoa; Kinetoplastea; Trypanosomatida; Trypanosomatidae. The transcript has a single exon. Gene Ontology annotation, molecular function: calcium ion binding. Gene Ontology annotation, biological process: protein folding. Gene Ontology annotation, cellular component: endoplasmic reticulum; endoplasmic reticulum membrane. The record is from RefSeq and is a predicted model, not a curated record. Bases 1 to 1191 code for a protein of 396 amino acids.